Messenger RNA from Pseudocercospora fijiensis CIRAD86, 1440 nucleotides. RefSeq lists its product as uncharacterized. Lineage: Eukaryota; Fungi; Ascomycota; Dothideomycetes; Mycosphaerellales; Mycosphaerellaceae. The annotation marks the transcript as partial. The record is from RefSeq and is a predicted model, not a curated record. The transcript has a single exon. Gene Ontology annotation, biological process: telomere maintenance; DNA repair. Gene Ontology annotation, molecular function: DNA helicase activity.
AUGUGUGAUCCGCAAUUUUGUGUCUACAAGAAUCAGCGGCAGCCAUCUGGCGACAAGCCCGUCGACCUCAUCGUUUGCGCAGGACGUCAAUGUACCGUGUCAACCUACCACAAGACAUGCGUGGGACGAGCGAAUGCUGCGAAGUAUCCAGACAACACUAAUUGGCAUUGUCGAUCAUGUCGCAGCGUGCCGGCGAGUAUAGCUCCGAGCUCCCAUCUCCAGAGUCAGCUCAGGCCUUCCACCCCCAUCAAGGCUGCCCCUGUCUCUUACCUUGAGAACCCGCUCGCAACAGGCGUAAAAGCCGAAGUGGUAGUGCCUGUGGACCAUGAGCCUCCACUCCAUUCAGAGCAACGCGAAAUUGUCGACGCUGUAAUGAACGGCUACAAUGUGUUCUAUACCGGAUCGGCAGGUACAGGCAAGAGUACUGUCCUCAAAGCGUAUGUAAAGAAACUCAAGGAAAUGGGAAAACAUGUUGAUAUCAUUGCACCUUCGGGUAUUGCUGCUGUAAACGUUGGCGGAGGCACAUUCUUUAGCUACAUGGGUUGUAGGCCAGACGACUUCAGGCUUGAUCUCGAAAAGUUCCGACGCAAAGCACACGGCAAGAAGGUUCAGGCACGCAUCGGCGCCACAGAUGUACUCAUCAUCGACGAGAUCUCAAUGGUAGAGGCUCAGCUCUUGACGCGGCUCGAUAUUGCUAUGCGAGAGGCGAGAAGCUAUUGGACAAAGCCACGUGAUAAGGCUGUCCUUUCUCGCCGUGACGGCGGACUGCCCUUCGGCGGAGUGCAGAUUGUGGUGACUGGAGACUUUUGUCAGCUUCCUCCAGUCAAGCCAUUCGAAUACUGUCUGUACUGCGAUGGUGGCGAGAUGGAGACAUUGAACAAUUCUGGAGGAGGGCCCAAGACAUGCAAAAGAUGUCAUCGAGUGUACAAGGACGAAGACAAGUGGGCAUUCAAGAGUCCAGCUUGGGCUGGCGCCGAUUUCUUGUAUUUCGAGCUCAAGGAAAUCCAUCGACAAAACGACUUGGCGUUCAUUAAGCUCCUCCAGAAAUGCCGCUUUGGUGUCCACCUUCCUCCCCAGGAAAGACGCCUGCUUUGCCAGAAAAGCCUUGCAGAUCCCGUCAAGCUCAUGCCGACACGAGCUGAGGUGCAAAGAGAGAAUGAAGCUGGCUUGCGUCGACUAAGACAAAGAUCGCUUUUCCUGGACUGCCUCGACAUGUUUGACCGACGGAACUCGGAAGAUCCUACCACAGCCUUUCUUGGUGAGCCCAAGUACGAGAAUAGGCCAGAUGGUCCUCUGAAAGCACUGAGCACUGAACGUUUCGAGGAGAAGAUUGAGCUGAAGAUUGGAACUCUGGUUUUGCUGCUCGUCAACCUUGACUUUGAAGCCAAGCUAGUCAAUGGUACACAAGGGAAGAUAGUGGAUCUCAAGCCCUGGGAUCCU